CCCACGUUCAACGAACCGCCACCGAAAGUCCGCCAAUCCAAACCGCCACGUCCGUGCCCAGAACCAGAAGCCACACACCGCUCUCUUCUUCUGUCUGCGCUCGAUAAAUCAAUCCCUCGCCGGCGGCUCGCCCCCCGAAGCCAAGCGCAACUUCCAAAGUCCAAAGCAGGCAGGAAGGCGCCCCUGUAUGGCCGAGGCGGAGGCGAGCAGCAGGCGGCGCCGCUGCGGCGGCGCGGCGGAGCUGUGCGCGACGGCCGCGCGGCUCGCGGACGCGGCCUCGUGGUGGUGCGCGGUGGCGCUCGUGGCGCUCGUGCUGCUGGGCGCGCUCCGCGCCGAGACCGACGGCGUCGGCGACGGCGACGGCGGCGGCGCCUACCGUGCGCUCCGGGGCCCGCGCCUGGGCGGCCCCGCGGCGCGGCCGUGCGAGGAGGUGUACGUGGUCGGGGAAGGCGAGACGCUGCACAGCAUCAGCGACCGGUGCGGGGACCCCUUCAUCGUGGAGCGCAACCCGCACAUACACGACCCCGACGACGUCUUCCCGGGGCUCGUCAUCGCGCUCUGCCCCACCAGGAACACCUAGCCAGCGCCGCUCUCUGCUCUUCACAGCCGACGCUCGUGGGUCGGGGCGCCGCCGCGUGUUCUGUUUCUGCUGCACUGCACUGCACCUGCUGCUGCACUGCAUGCACGGGUAGCGUAGCGCGCGCCACGCCACGCCAGAGAUGGACAUGGACGCAAAAGGGUCCUUGCGUUCUUCGUUUCCUUCGGUCCUUUUUUUUUUGGUUUUACACUUUGCUCCAAAACUGGUCCUUGCGAUCUUGACAACCUUCUUGGAGAUGGGAAAAAGAUAAGCUGUGCAUAAUACUAACUUGUUAAG
Molecule: messenger RNA, 874 nt
Organism: Zea mays
Lineage: Eukaryota; Viridiplantae; Streptophyta; Magnoliopsida; Poales; Poaceae
Product: peptidoglycan-binding LysM domain-containing protein
Exons: 1
Coding region: 188-580 (130 amino acids)
Source: RefSeq, marked validated